Molecule: messenger RNA, 1865 nt
Organism: Hypomesus transpacificus
Lineage: Eukaryota; Metazoa; Chordata; Actinopteri; Osmeriformes; Osmeridae
Exons: 5
Coding region: 323-1045 (240 amino acids)
Biological process (GO): cell adhesion
Molecular function (GO): integrin binding
Source: RefSeq, a predicted model, not a curated record
GUGUGGGGGGGGGGGGGGGAGAAACAUAGAGACGGUAUGACAGAUAUUUACAUGGAGAGAUAUUAUUAGAUAGACGAAGAAAAGUGGAGGGUAUUACUGGAAAUUACAAAUAAGCGACACGUGUCGACGCGUACACACACACACACACACACACACGUACUGUGAGAGUGACGCGCUUGUAGAUUUUGGUAGCCUAUUUCUGACUUGAUAGUUUGACUUUCACUUAACGGUAACUGAACCACCGCGCCAUCUGAGCGCAUUCUUGACACCGCCCCGCACCAGGACCAGCUCGACCGCAGGUCUCCGUUAUCUUUAGUAGAACAUGUCUGCCUCCAAUCUCUGUGGAAUUUUCGUCCUUCUUUCAUUGUCAGUGUUUCAAUGUUUUGCCCUAAACGAAUCCCCCCCAGAUCCAGCCUGUGCAGACCUGCUGCAGAUCAGCCCCUCCAGGCUGGUGGUGAGGUACGAAGACCCAGCCUCGGCCCUCUGCACCAUCACCCAGGAUGCCGUAGACCCAGACCUGUUCAGCUGGGAGGCUUCUACGGGCCACACGCUGAUCUCUGGGCCUAGAAACAGAACCUGGAAGGUGGACAAGGUUGACCAGUGGGACAUGGCACCUCAGUGUUACAGCAACUUCCUUGUGAAGAACGAGGAUGUCCAGUGUAACACACGGCUGAACGUUACUGUUUACCAGCCUCCAGACAACAUCCAGCUGCUAGCAGAGAUGGAAGGAGACAUGGUUGAGGGUAGAGAGUACACAUUUAACUGCUCUAUAGAGAAGGUUGCUCCCAUCCAGGAUCUCAAGGUACGGUUCUACAGAGGAGACACCCUGCUGGACACCCAGGUGCCUAAUGAAACCACAGGGCUCAAGCCCCAGAGUGCAGCCUUCCCUCUGACCGUGACAGCCAGGGAGGAGGACGAUGGCUCGGAGGUGUGGUGUGAGGCCAGCCUGGACCUGGACCUGGAGGACAGACCUGUGAAGAAGUCUGCAAGAGUCAGGACCAGUGUGCUCUACCGCCCCAGAAUACAGACGCAUCUAGAUUCAUAACCGCCAGUCAGCAUCACUGAAGGAGACACUCUGGAACUAAACUGCACAGCGCGAGCUAAGCCCACCCCCUCAUACUCCUGGACAAUCCCCCAAGGUCUUGGCCACACCCUCAAUACAUCGGUCCUCAUCCUCCAUGACGUGAAGCACACAGGAAAUUACACGUGUACUGUCCAGAACAGCCAAGGGACUGAUGCCAUAACGUACCUGGUGGAGGUCAAAGUAAACAGGCUCUCCUGGCUCUCCUGGCUCAUUGCAGGGCUGGUGGGGGCGGUAAUAUUGAUUGUCAUAUCAUGUUUCAUAUACAAGCGCCACUGCAAUUAGAUCAGGACCAGAUGCUAUGACCUUUUCCAAUCACUGAGGGGCGCCAGCAAUCAUGUGGAUCUGUCCAAUGGGUCUCCUCUGUAGGCCGGGGCUUAGGGAGGUUGACUGGAACACUUUUUGGUUGUUUUAGCCAAUUUGGUUGUUUAUUAACAAUUAGACCGUUUUUGACUUUCAGUCAUGUAAUGUCAAAUGAAGAGUCAACCCCCCCCCCCCAACCCUCUAGAGUCAAAAGUAGAAAACCGAGACAACGCCACCUAAGUGAAAUCGAUUGAAUACAUUUAUCUGCCGUUAAACACCGUUUGAGUUUGUUUAACGAUGAUUAAACAGUCAAACAAUGAAGAGACGAAAACAUUCUUUAGCUCUGGAAGUUGUCUGUGGGAGACAGAGUGGAAGACAAAACAGUGAACUCGCUGUCUGCCAUUGGUGUCUGCCAUUAGGAUUAUCAUGCAGUCAAGUCUACCGCUUCAGUAGGCUUGGGCUACAACUGUUACUUCAGGAU